Molecule: messenger RNA, 180 nt
Organism: Huiozyma naganishii CBS 8797
Lineage: Eukaryota; Fungi; Ascomycota; Saccharomycetes; Saccharomycetales; Saccharomycetaceae
Gene: ATP18
Product: F1F0 ATP synthase subunit i
Exons: 1
Coding region: 1-180 (59 amino acids)
Biological process (GO): proton motive force-driven ATP synthesis
Molecular function (GO): proton transmembrane transporter activity
Source: RefSeq, a predicted model, not a curated record
AUGAUAAAGAAGUUCCCCACACCGGUGCUGAAGCCAUACUGGCCGUUCUUCGCUGGCGGACUGAUAGUGUACUACGGCAUGUCCAAGUUCACAAACGUCAUGCUCAACUCGGACGAGUUCGUUAACGACCCUAGAAACCCACGGUUUGCAAGAGGUGAGAAACCCGUUGAAAAACACUGA